Molecule: messenger RNA, 3498 nt
Organism: Beta vulgaris subsp. vulgaris (sugar beet)
Lineage: Eukaryota; Viridiplantae; Streptophyta; Magnoliopsida; Caryophyllales; Amaranthaceae
Exons: 4
Coding region: 1181-3145 (654 amino acids)
Source: RefSeq, a predicted model, not a curated record
UCCUCAAGGAGAGGGGUGGCUUGAGUGCCGACCCGGUCUCCUCAAGGAGAGGGGUGGCUUGAGUGCCGACCCGGUCUUCUCCAAGAAAGGUGGGAUUAGUGUACGGCUCGGCCUAGGGACCAAUGAGUCCCAUGGUUGUCCGAGCCGGUAUUCUCAUUCGCUUAGUCAGCCAAGGAGGGUCUCCUUAGGCCGAGCCGGUUGGACGCGGCUCGGAUGAGGGGCCAAUGAGCCCCAUGCUUGUCCGAGCCGGUGCCUGCUCUCGCUAAGUCAAUCUGGGACUUAGGAGACUCACUCAACCAAGGAGGAGUGCCUCCAAGGGCCGAGCUAGGUGGACGCGGCUCGGAUGAGGGGCCAAUGAGCCCCAUGCUUGUCCGAGCCGGUGCCUGCUCUCGCUAAGUCAAUCUGGGACUUAGGAGACUUACUCAACCAAGGAGGAGUGCCUCCAAGGGCCGAGCUAGGUGGACGCGGCUCGGAUGAGGGGCCAAUGAGCCCCAUGCUUGCCCGAGCCGGUGCCUGCUCUCGCUAAGUCAAUCUGGGACUUAGGAGACUUACUCAACCAAGGAGGAGUGCCUCCAAGGGCCGAGCUAGGUGGACGCGGCUCGGAUGAGGGGCCAAUGAGCCCCAUGCUUGUCCGAGCCGGUGCCUAUGGUUUUGGACCACUGGCUGAGGUGACCGAGUGGAUAACCUUGAGCUGAUGAACUGGCAAUACUGAGCUGGUGAACUUAAUAGUUUCUUGGGAACCCAAAUGCCACGUGGCAACGGUGGAUUAUUGGGGUGCUUGAAAACAUGGUGGCGAUUCAACUUCUGGUUAAUCAUGACUUUUGUGACGAUUGAUAUUCCGAGGGGUUGUGCCUGUUGAACAGUUUUGGGCACUUAGGAGGCCCAUUAAGGUGUUGAAGACACAAGGCCCGGUCCAAGAGGUGACGUGGAGCACGGGGACCGAGGUUUUUGCCUAUAAGUAGGAGAGAGGGGAGAGAUUUUUGUCACUUUUACAAUUCUCUCUCUCUCUCUAAAUUUGAGUUUUCUGCUCUCUCUCUCUCUACUUUCGAGCAUUUUCUCUCUCUAAGUCCGAGCCCCAUCUUCUUCGUCCGACCAGGUACGCAUUUGUUUUGUUUUUUCGCUAAGUUUUUCUUCUCCUUCUUUUUAAUAAAAUCGGCCGACCCCCUUCUGUUGAUAAAUAAUGGGGAGCUCGUCCGAGUCAGUGACACCCCCUCCACCUCCUUAUAAUUUAGCCGAGGAAGUGAGGGGUAUGGGAAUGGUAUUGGUGUCAACUUUAAUAAGUUGCCCGGAUCCCUCGGCUGUGCCUGAGGCGCUUUCCCUCCCAAGUACUCCUUCGCAAGCCGAGGAGGAGGAGGCCGAGGGAGCCAUCCCCCUACCCUGGGAGGUGUCCCUGGCCUAUCCUUCUUCGAGGAGUUACUUAGACAGAUUUUUGUCUGAUGGUGUAGUUAGGAUAGCUAUGCCGGGAGAGGAAGGCGAAGCGUCGACGUCCGGGAGGCUCGUAUAUCCGGAGCUUGAUCCGAAGGGCGGACCGGGAGCAAAGUUUCCACUUCCGUCUUUAAUAAAAGCUUUGCUAGAAGAUGCUCGAGGCCAAGCGGCCAAAUUUCAAAUAAAGGACCCUUAUAUACUUGUCCGACCCGAUGCUAACCACACCAUCUUAUCUCCACCGCCGGGAUGCACGGCAUUUUAUUACAAGGCAAUGGAACUAGGUCUAAGAUUCCCGCUGACCCAAUUUGAGAAAGACCUUCUGAACGCCUACAACUUGUGCUUGGGUCAGCUUUCCCCAAACUCUUGGGGCGGCAUUUUAGCGGUUCAAGUGAUCUGUGACAUCAUCGGUGUCAAACCGACCCUGACCCUUUGGCGGCAUAUGUACAAAUUGUUCGAAAUGCCAGCCGGGGAUCAUGGUCCGGGCUGGUGGUGCUUUCAGGCUCGGCGGGGCUACCGUACCGUCCUUGAUCUCCCUACUUCUCAAAAGGGGUUCCGCCGAGGGUUCGCCUUUGUGUAUUAUGGUGGGGAAUGGGGCAUCCCCACCGUGCCCCCGCCAUCCGAGCCAAACCAUUGUUUGAACUUCAAGGUGCCAGAGCUAUCCGACGAGGAAGCUGUAGCCGCCAUCUACUUUCAACUGGAGGCUAAGAUAGUCGAUGGUGGCGAGGUGUUCGUAGCGGGGAACUGGCUCCCGAGCUGUAAAGUGUUCAAGAACGAGCACUUCCUCGCCGCAUUCGGCCUGAGUCCGGCCUUUCCCAAGGAAGCCUCCCUAGCCUUUCUCAAAGAGACCGACUCAGAGAUGGCUGAACGAUUGACCUCUGCUGCACUGAAGGCGGCUCGGAUUAGGGCCGAGAUGAAGGCCAACAAGAUCAACAAGCCCUCGAAGCCAAAAGAUCCUUCCAACCCUAAACCGAGGAAGCGCAAGGAGCGCACCGAAGAGAGGGUGGAAAUGACGGAAAAGGCUUUGGCGAAGGCCCGAGCCGAGCAGGAGGCUGCCGCCAAGAAGGCAAGAAAGGAUCCUUCUAUCGAGGUGAAUAGUCCUCGACCCGAUUCAGGAGGUGGGGGGACACAUGUCUCGGUCCACCCUUCAGAUUUCGAGCCUGUUCGGAGUCCGGGGUACGAACCGGGGGCCUCUCACCAUUCUCCGACCGAGCGCUCUUUAUCCGAGGCACCGGUCCCGUUUACGCAAAUGUCCAAGACGGACAAGAAGAAGAGGAUCUCCGACGCACUGGAGAUCCUAUGCACUCAAACUGACCGGGACCACAUCAACGAGGUCAACCCGAGGAAUGAGUCGAGUGAGCUCUUCCGCUCUUGGAUGGACUUUUCCAUCCGAAUGACUAAAGUGGCCGAAGACCGGCUCGCCCUGGUACAAGAGGUCUCGGACCUGAAGCAGGCGGCUCGGUCGCAUUUUGAUGAGGUGUACCAGGCCAAGGAGGCCAAACGGUUGGCCGAGCUGCGCUUGGAGGAGGCCAACAAAAAAAUCGAGAAGGGCGAGGCGACCUGGAAGCAAGAGAGGGAGGAGUGGCAGAUCGAAAGGACCAAUCUCUCUCUUGCCAAGGAAAACGCUGAGUCCGCCAAAGCUACGGCCGAGACCAAGCAGCUCAGGCCGAGAAGGAGUUGGAGGAGGUCCGGCUCAAACUUUCAACAGCCGAGGCUCAACUGAAAGAAGCCCAAGCGGCCGUUUCUCGCUCUCAGGAGGAGUGGUUCCAAGCUUGGCAGAAGUCGGAUGACUGUACCGAUUUCUGUGCCGACGUGGGCCAGUCUUCCCAUAAGAUGGGCGAGGACGAGGCGCUUGGUAGGCUUAAGGUGGCCUUUGCUGAUUCCUGUCCCGGGGCCGAUUGGAAUUCAGUCUGGUCUCGCUACCAGGAGCUGGCGAUGCCGAGGCAGCAGAGAUUAAGGCUAAAAUGGCUGAAGAGAUGAGCUCGGACAGCGACUCUGACUCUGACUCCGAUGAUGGAGUGGAAGAUGCUGGAGCACCGAGCCACCUCCACCAGAGCAACCUGCGGCCGAGCAACC